This is a messenger RNA of Papilio polytes (common Mormon), 1757 nucleotides long. RefSeq names its product UDP-GalNAc:beta-1,3-N-acetylgalactosaminyltransferase 1-like. The record is from RefSeq and is a predicted model, not a curated record. The transcript has 3 exons. The coding region runs from base 652 to 1707 and encodes 351 amino acids. Lineage: Eukaryota; Metazoa; Arthropoda; Insecta; Lepidoptera; Papilionidae. Gene Ontology annotation, cellular component: membrane. Gene Ontology annotation, molecular function: hexosyltransferase activity.
AUCAUACCAGUCUUUGUAUUAGUUCACAUACACCUUGGUAAACAUACGUUGCAACCAACCCCAUUUUGAUGUAUUUCUUAACUGCAAACAAAUCUAUGUAUAUUGUUGGUUUAUGCGGGUUUUAAUAUUUCGAUAUGUUUUAAAAUUUAUUUAUUUAUUGUGUAUAAUUAUAUCCUUUACAUAAUUUUAUAGUUUAUACUUCAAAAAAGAAUCCUCCCGUCUGCACAGGUUUUAGUAGUCGAGGUUAAUCGAUCUUUCGCCAUCUGAGUCUUCUCCCUUUUUGAUAAUGUUAAAUCAUAUUCCAAAAAUAUAGGAUUUUAUGUGGCCUUUGCCCUAACCUUAGCCUCAGAACGCACACUGUCAAAAUGGCAUCACGCAAUGUCAAAUGUGACUGACAGUUACGUGACAUAACCGUCAGUAAACAUAAUGACAUUUGCUUAAGUCGUUGAUAUAUUUGGUAUUCGUAAAAAGUAGAGUUUAUUCUAAUUUUUAAUGGAGAUAAAAACAUUAUUGAAUAAGAUAUUUGUAAUCAUGUUAGGAAAUUCUACCCUGAAGUACCCGUGCCCGUCUGUGUAGCGGGACAAAUUAAAUUCUAACUGCAAUUUCUGAAACUUACACUAGAGUAAUGAUAAUAAACAUAUUCGAAUUAAAAUGCGCAAAAAACAGACAUUUGUUAUAGCAUUAAUUUUAUUAAGCGUAAUAAUUUGGGUCUAUAAGAGUUCAAAUAAAGAAUAUGACAAUAUAAUGAAUGUAAUAGCUGGAAACAAUCAUUACAUCAGGAAGAUUAUUAUAAAACCCAAUGAAACUUGUAAUUUAAAUCGUCUAUUUAUUAUUCUUGUAACAUCAUAUGUGGGCCAUGUUGAACUUAGAAGUGCCCAUCGUAGAGCAAUGUCAGCGGAGCGUCUAAAAUCUAUGAAUGCGACAAGGAUAUUCCUCCUAGCAAAAAUACCAAGAAAGGAAAAAUAUAUUACACAAAAUGCAGUAUAUGAUGAGAGUGAAAUUUUUGGUGAUAUUCUACAAGGAGGCUUCACAGAAGACUAUAGAAACUUAACAUAUAAACACCUUAUGGGACUACAAUGGGCAUCAAACUUUUGUAAUACUUCAUUUAUACUUAAAGUUGACGAUGAUAUUGUAUUCAACUUAAAUCAAACUUACAACUUCAUGUUGAAAAUAAGGCAUGAGAAAAAUCUACUUAUAGGUUACAUGUUGAAUAACACAUUACCUAGACGUAGUAAGCAGAACAAAUGGUAUGUCACCCAAAAAGAAUAUUCUAGAAAUGUCUACCCAUCAUAUUUAUCAGGUUGGUACUAUAUAAUGUCAAAGAAUAUUGCAUUUCUUAUUACUCAAGAAGCUCCAUAUCAUGGUCAAUUUUGGAUAGAUGAUAUUUUUGUGACAGGUAUAUUAACAGAAUUUCUAGAUAUAAAAUUAAAGCAUCUACCAAAAGAUUACUGGCUGGAAUAUUAUGAAUUAUUAGAAUGUUGUUUAAAAGAUAUGGUUAUGAAAUCAAUACAGUGUGAAUAUGUUGUCGCACCAAAUGGAGGUAGAAAUGAAUUAAUAGUAGAAUUUAAUGAUGCCUUAGAGAAAUGCAAGAGAAAAAACUGCACAGUUAGAUCUGACAAUCAGACUUUGAAUAAAGUCUGUAUUAAUUAUAGAGAAAGAACAAUCUUUGGUGAUGGUAAAGCUGUGAUACAAAAUAUUAAGUUAUAGUCACAAAUCUUUAUAGUAUGAAUUUAAUAAAAAUUUACACAUGCUUUAAA